CGUGCGAGGGAUGUUACCAUUGGGUGCCGGUGCCCCAGCUCGCACACCUGUCCCGAUUGCUCACCGCCAAUCCUCCCAAAACAGAACGACUCGCUGCUGUCGCUUGUCCUUAUCACUCCUUCCUCCACCCGUCCAUUGGUGCUCCCUUCUUUUUCCAUCCCCUUUACUCCCCCUUACCUUUUAACUGACUGUCCUCUUCCCCGCUCUCUUCCCUCCCCCGCUAAGCAAACCGACACACACCAUCCUCCAUCCUGCUUCUCUUCCUCUUCCUUCGAUUGCUGCCUCUCUGCUGCGCCUUUGCCUGUCGGUAUUGGAAAUCGGCACAGGAAUAGAUUGAGGGUGGGGAGAGAAAGAGACGUUGUCGGCUGGAUUUUGGAGUGGAUAGAGACAGAAAGCUAUGGCGAUGGCGAUGGCGAUGUCGUCGAACUCACCGCCGUCCGCUGAGGCGGGUGCUGCCGCCGUUUCGUUGGAGCCGGACCACGUGAUGAACUACAGGGGAGGGUCGGUUCUUGGCAAGAAAACCAUCCUCAAGAGCGAUCAUUUUCCCGGGUGCCAGAACAAGCGUCUGACUCCCCAAAUUGACGGUGCUCCCAAUUAUCGCCAGGCUGGCUCCUUGCAUGUUCAUGGUGUCGCGAUACCUACCAUUGAUGGUAUAAGGAAUGUACUAAAUCACAUUGGAGCAAAAAAGAAUGGGAAGCAAAAAAAAGUGCUGUGGCACAAUCUCCGAGAAGAACCUGUAGUUUACAUCAACGGCCGUCCUUUUGUCCUACGAGAUGUUGAAAGGCCCUUUUCCAAUCUAGAGUAUACGGGAAUCAACAGGGAUAGAGUUGAACAAAUGGAGUUCCGCCUAGAAGAAGAUAUCCUACAGGAAUCCGUGCGGUAUGGAAAUAAAAUCCUUGUAACUGAUGAACUGCCUGAUGGUCAGAUGGUGGACCAGUGGGAACCUGUGAUGCAUGAUUCAGUUAAAACGCCUCUGGAGGUUUAUGAAGAGCUACAGAAAGAAGGAUACCUUGUUGACUACGAGCGGGUUCCUAUUACAGAUGAGAAAUCCCCGAAAGAAGGGGAUUUUGAUGAUUUGGUACAUAGAAUUUCUCAAGUUGAUCUAGAUACCGAAAUAGUUUUCAACUGUCAGAUGGGUCGGGGAAGGACAACUACUGGAAUGGUGAUAGCUACUUUGGUUUAUCUCAAUCGCAAAGGAGCUUCCGGUAUUCCAAGGACAAAUUCAAUUGGGAAAAUCUUUGGGUCUGGACAUGACGUUACUGAUAAUAUACCAAACUCUGAGGAGGCAGUGCGCAGGGGUGAAUAUGCUGUCAUAAGAAGCUUAAUUCGUGUGUUAGAGGGUGGGGCAGAGGGUAAAAAGCAAGUGGAUGAAGUCAUUGACAAAUGUGACUCUAUGCAGAACUUGCGUGAAGCUAUAGCUACUUAUCGCAAUAGUAUCCUUCGCCAACCAGAUGAGAUGAAGAGAGAGGCAUCACUUUCAUUCUUUGUUGAGUAUUUGGAACGUUACUACUUCCUCAUCUGCUUUGCUGUUUACGUUCACACUGAUAGAGCUGCUCUUCGUGACAUGUCAUCAGACCGAAUAAGUUUUUCUGAUUGGAUGAGAGCAAGGCCUGAACUUUAUAGCAUACUACGUAGGUUGCUGAGGAGAGACCCAAUGGGUGCACUUGGAUAUUCAAGCUUGAAACCUUCUUUAAUGAAAAUUGCUGAAUCUGCUGAUGGCCGUCCAUACGAAAUGGGUGUGGUUGCUGCUAUGAGAAAUGGAGAAGUUCUUGGAAGUCAGACUGUUUUAAAAAGUGAUCACUGUCCUGGCUGUCAGAAUCAUAGUUUGCCAGAGAGAGUGGAGGGUGCUCCUAAUUUUCGAGAAGUACCUGGAUUUCCAGUUUAUGGUGUUGCAAACCCCACGAUUGAUGGUAUUCGAGCUGUCAUUCAGAAUAUAAGUAGUAAGAAGGGUGGACGUCCGGUUUUGUGGCACAAUAUGAGGGAAGAGCCAGUUAUCUAUAUAAAUGGCAAGCCGUUUGUGCUGCGUGAGGUGGAAAGGCCAUAUAAGAACAUGCUAGAGUAUACGGGAAUUGAUCGUGAGAGAGUGGAGAGAAUGGAAGCUCGGUUAAAGGAGGAUAUUCUACGGGAGGCAGACCGCUAUAGUGGUGCCAUCAUGGUGAUUCAUGAAACUGAUGAUGGCCAAAUAUUUGAUGCAUGGGAACAUGUGAAUGCUGAAUCUAUCCAAACUCCUUUGGAGGUCUACAAAUGUUUGGAGGCUGAAGGCCUCCCUGUUAAGUAUGCACGUGUGCCGAUUACCGAUGGUAAAGCUCCCAAAAGUUCAGAUUUUGACACAAUAGCAUUAAAGAUUGCCUCUGCUUCCAAGGAUACAGCUUUUGUAUUCAAUUGCCAGAUGGGCCGAGGCAGAACGACGACAGGCACUGUGAUAGCCUGCCUCCUAAAACUUAGAAUUGAUUAUGGGAGACCUAUCAGAAUGCAGCUGGAUGAUGUUAGUAGUUAUCAUGAAGAGUUGGAUAUUGGCUCCUCUAGUGGUGAAGAAGCUGUAGAUGAUAAUGGUUCCCCCAAUUUAAAUGUAGUUAAAUCUGGAAACUCUGAGGAGCCACAACACAUUUUUGGAAUCAAUGACAUCCUUCUGCUACGGAAGAUAACGAGACUAUUUGAUAAUGGGAUUGAGUGCAGAGAGGUCCUGGAUGCUAUUAUUAAUAGAUGUUCAGCUUUGCAGAACAUACGUCAAGCAGUACUGCAUUACAGGAAGGUAAUUAAUCAGCAACAUGUAGAACCGAGGGUGAGGAGGGUUGCCUUAAAUCGUGGUGCUGAAUACUUGGAGCGUUACUUCAAGUUAAUUGCUUUCUCAGCCUAUCUUGGAAGUGAAGCAUUUAAUGGUUUCUGUGGGCAAGGGGAAACUAAGAUCUCGUUUAAGACGUGGCUGCACAGGAGGCCAGAGAUUCAGACAAUGAAAUGGAGCAUAAGAUUGCGUCCUGGGAGAUUUUUUACAAUACCUGAAGAACCUAAGUUAUUAUAUGAAUCUCAGCAUGAUGAUGUGGUAAUGGAAGCAAUAAUCAAAGCCCGCCAUGGUUCUGUUCUAGGAAAAGGAUCCAUACUUAAAAUGUACUUCUUUCCUGGACAACGAACCUCAAGCUGCAUACGGUUCCAGGGUACGCCCCAUGUUUACAAGGUUGAUGCAUAUCCUGUAUAUAGCAUGGCAACUCCAACAAUUGAUGGUGCUAGAGAAGUGCUUUCCUAUUUAGGUGCUAAAGAUACAACAAACACAAAUAUUACUCAUAAAGUUGUGGUAACAGAUCUGAGAGAAGAAGCUGUUGUUUACAUCAAGGGCACACCAUUUGUUCUCAGAGAACUUGAUCAACCUGUUGAUACACUUAAACAUGUUGGAAUCACUGGCCCAUUGGUUGAACACAUGGAAGCAAGGAUGAAAGAGGAUAUAUUUGCUGAGGUAACACAAUCAGGUGGCCGAAUGCUUUUGCAUCGAGAAGAAUUUAAUCCCUCUACAAAUCAAUUAAGUGUGAUUGGUUAUUGGGAAAACAUUUCACUGGAUGAUGUCCAGACACCUACUGAAGUAUAUACAGCCUUGAAAGCAGAAGGCUACAAUAUUGAAUACAAGAGGAUACCGUUUACAAGAGAAAGAGAAGCAUUAGCUACAGAUGUCGAUGCAAUCCAGUAUUGUAGAGAUGAAUCUGCUAGGUAUUAUCUUUUUGUUUCCCACACAGGAUUUGGUAGUGUUGCAUAUGCUAUGGCUAUUACCUGUCUUGGGCUAGGUGCUGAUUUGAAGUUUGCAACCGAGCAAACAGUGGAAACACAUUUUGUAUCAACAUCACCUGCUGGAAGGUUUCCUUAUCAAGCUUCUCAUGAAGAUGAAAUCAGACAGGGUGAUUAUCGUGACAUACUAAGCCUUACUAGAGUAUUGGUCUGCGGCCCCAAGAGCAAAGAAGAGGUUGACACUGUUAUUGAAAGGUGUGCAGGUGCUGGUCAUUUGCGAGAAGAAAUUCUACAAUAUAGAAACGAAUUGGAGAAAUGUCCAGGUGAAGAUGAUGAGAGACGGUCCUACCUCAUGGAAUUGGGAAUUAAAGCUCUAAGGCGAUACUUCUUUCUGAUCACUUUCAGGUCUUACCUCUACUGCACUUCUCCAAGUGAAACGGGUUUUGCAUCAUGGAUGGAGGCCAGGCCCGAACUUGGCCACCUCUGUGAUAACCUGAGAUUGGACAAAUAACUGAUCUUUUGGCUGUCAUGUGGAAUCUUUAUAUCAACAUCCCAUGAAGUUGUUAAGAGGGCAGAAGGCCAUUUAUCAUCAGCGUGUGCUUGGCAUGCAAGAGAGAGGUCUCAUAGGUGAUGCAACGCAGUGCUAACCACUGGCUUAUAGUUUAGCCCUAGAAUGUUGAUGGUGCAUCUAGUUGUGGCUAGCAGCGGCAAGCGCUAUGGCUUCAUUGUAACAAAUGAAGAUAUCCGCAAUGAUCAGCUGGAUCGUCCAAACAAUUUUCUCCACCGGACUUGAGAACAAACCCAAAGCUUCAGCAGGGAAAGAAUCCUUUGCUUGUGGCAAUGCUCACCCCCUGCAUGUACACAGAAACUCGUUAGUUCUGAUGGCAAAACCUGCUCUAGAUAGCUCCAUAUUUGGAUGAUAUGAUCCAUCACAUUAGCCUUGGCCUAUUGAGCAGGAGGUACUCUGAUCCCAUCUCCUUUCCUUAUGAUUGGUGUAAAAUAUAAUGUGGAUGUGAAUACCAGUUUUAAAGGAUCUAUUGUAUGUCUAAUAGUAAGAAGUUUUAGUGAUGAUCAUACUGUCAACCGCUACUGAUGAAGUUGAAGCAUAAGCUUUCAUAGAGGGGAUCCUAUUGUUGUGACACACAGAUUGCUCAUGUUAUUUGGGAAGGGCAUGCAUAAUUUUCAGCUUUUGUUUAAAUGUUGUAAUAACCCUUUUUGGUAAAUGACUUGUAUUAUUGCCUUUCCGUCAA
Molecule: messenger RNA, 4961 nt
Organism: Elaeis guineensis (African oil palm)
Lineage: Eukaryota; Viridiplantae; Streptophyta; Magnoliopsida; Arecales; Arecaceae
Source: RefSeq, a predicted model, not a curated record